This is a messenger RNA of Dimorphilus gyrociliatus, 1773 nucleotides long. NCBI's taxonomy places the organism in Eukaryota, Metazoa, Annelida, Polychaeta, Dinophilidae. The record is from the annotation of a GenBank genome assembly.
AAUGUUUACUGCCAAGGGUGCCAAUGCCAUUUAUGUUAAAGGAUUACGACUUUGGUACUUUCGAGAAAGGGAAGGCAGUAGUUCAAGCGAAGAAGAUAAGAAAGCAGAGAAUGAACAAACUCCAAUUGAAAUCGGUUAUAUGAAUGUAAUUCCAAAAUGCAUUGACUCUAAUAGGAAAUAUCCUUUAUAUGAGAACUUGCCGGAAACAUAUGCAGCUGUUAAUCAAUUCCUGAAGGAAAACCCGUUAGACGGUAAAAUAUUAGCCAUAGAGACGGUGCCUUUAAAAUUGCCGCACCGAAAGUGGCAAGGACCCGAAGUAGAUCCAGAUCAAACCUAUUGGCCGGACACUUAUUUAAGGCAUUUAUUAUACAUCACAAGAAUCUAUUUCGUCUAUGGUCCACCGGAUGAAGAAACGAUUGGUGCUGAAGAUUUCUUACCCGAUUUUCUUUCUGCCCCGAAAUGGUAUCGAAUGUAUGGAAUCUAUCCUAAAUAUGCGAAACUGAUUAGCGCUAUGCAGAAAGCGAAAAAUUGGAUUCAGACAGUAGAAGUAAGUCGUUAUUAUUUCUCAACUUAAUUGCAUCUAGUCAAAUUUUUUCAAUUUUCCUCCAACCAAAUUAUUUAAGUAUAGUAAAAUUGCGAAAGGCCGCCUUAGAGAUCAAUCGAUAUUCCCUGCUUCGGGCUCUCAAAGUGAUUCGAAAUUAGGUCAAUACUCUACGAUAUAUAUAUAAUUUUUUUUCAAUGUAUCCGUUUAGAGAUGUAUAUAAAUAUGAAUAUAAAUAUAUUCUAUAUAUAUGCCUACAUUCAGAUAUAUAAUCAGACUUAGAAAGAUACGGCUAAAUAGAUAAAUAUUUUAAGAAAUAAGAAAAGAAAUCUUUUUUUUUCAUAAGAAAGUAUAUGAAUAUUGCUGGUUCUCCUCUAGAUAUUUCCCUUUUCUCUUAUACAAUAGGGGAAAAAAUCAUUCAGGGGAAUUAAAGUCAAUACAUAAAUAUAUGGAAUCUAGUCGUGUUGAUAGCCUGUAAAAUAUUUAUAGCCGUUUAUUCAAUCUUUAUUUUAUAUAUAAUCCUCUAAUUGGGGAAUUGUUCGGAGAGCCUCAUCUUCCCCAUCCCUUUUUCAUUUUCUUUCUCUCUUUCUCUUUCUGCUCCGAUCUAUUUGAUGUAAGAGACUGUAAAUUUUUUAAAAGCACUAUAGUAAAAUCUCUAAUGGUAAGGGAAUCGGUCCAAAAAAGAAAACGGAAGAAAAAAUUUCCUUGAUUAGUUGAAGUAAGGAAGAGAGGGGGGAAAGGGGGUGGGGUUGACGGAUGGAAAAUAUAGGUUUUAGUAUAGGACUAUAGAUGACGCCACCAACCGUUUCUUUAAUUUUUUCACUUAAAUUUUAUCCAUGUUUGCUAUAAUUCUCUCUCAUUUUUCACAAUAAUUUCCUAAAUUUCCUCUACUUAUUCACACCUUCUGUCCACUUGCUUCACCUAUUAGAACGUCAGAAUCGCCAAUAUCCAAACCCUGGAGACGUUGUUUCGUGGUAACGCAGGUAAUAUUUACAUUUCUCCGUAUUUCCUCAGUGCCUAAUUCUUUUUCUUUGUACUUCCUUUUUUGUUUUCCCCUAAUUGACCAAAUGAAUUGAUUGAUAUAUAAUCCGGCUCAAAAAUUACUGGUAUACUGUUUUAAUAAGUAACAUUAUCUCGUAUAUAUCGAAUAAUUCUUGAGAUUAACUUUUAAUCACUCAUCAAAUGUGUAACUUUACUUUUUCUCUUUUCUUGAAAACGUAAGAGAAAAAAAU